Trematosphaeria pertusa is the source of this 987-nucleotide messenger RNA. RefSeq lists its product as uncharacterized. NCBI's taxonomy places the organism in Eukaryota, Fungi, Ascomycota, Dothideomycetes, Pleosporales, Trematosphaeriaceae. The coding region runs from base 1 to 666 and encodes 221 amino acids. The record is from RefSeq and is a predicted model, not a curated record. The transcript is spliced from 2 exons.
AUGUGUGCUGUAGAUCACCGCAUCUGCGAGGCACGCAUUGCGCGAUUCCGUGUCACCCUAAAUGCCUCCCUUUCAAUGAGCCUUCAUGCUCGUCGCAAGACUUAUUCGUCAACAUUUCGAUCGGACUGGGUCGUUCCCGAUGGCCCGAAGAGUGACGAGGGGGAUUCUGCGCGUCUCGAUUCCCUCGUCGCUCCCGGCAAUGGCGACUCUGCCGCCGGGAUACCCUCACGCGUGAGUGGCGAAGCUGAUAGCAAAGCGCCUGGGGAAUUCGUCAAGAGAGAGGGAUUUUCGUCCAAAACAGAGCCAUGCCCGCCCAAGCCCAGGCUAACUGCGAACCAUGAACGGCUUAAGCCUCGAUACUCCACCUUUCACGCGAACGAUUGGACUGUUCCGGGCCCUCCCAGCGAGAGAUGGGCUGCUCCAACUACGUCCGAACCGGUCGACGUCGCAUCGGACGCGACCGACCACAUGGAUAACGAGGAACGCGCUCAGCACCGCGCAACGCAUCGUCGGUGGUUUCAUAAACGGUCGCACCGGCAGGAUUCCACGAACAUGCCGGAUCCCACAAAGCUCAAUGGCUCAAUAACUCGCCCGUCCAGCGCUGGCUCCGGCUACGAUGCGCCCCCGAAACCGCCGAGCUUCGCGCCAACGUAUUCCCCGGCUUGAUGACCACAGCAAGUCUCGUCCGCACCACAAGUCUGGAGGAGAUAACUACAAAGUCUACGGAGCAAUGGGCACCAUGACUCGUUAAUACAUGGUGUUGAAGGCGGCAUUGCCAUGCGGAGCUCACAGCGGCGUAUGGAGGGAUUUGCUGCUCUGUUCUGUUAUAUCUGGGAAAGUCGGUGAUAGAUGCCACUAUAGACUCGGCGUGAUUUCCAGGCUCUGCAUACCGCCGUAUAUUUCAGCUUGUGGCGGAAUACUACGAAAAUCAAUGAUAAUCUAUUUUGAACUAUGUUCGCUGGCUACAAGCAGCUCGGCCAUACCCUG